This is a messenger RNA of Meira miltonrushii, 6075 nucleotides long. RefSeq lists its product as uncharacterized. Gene Ontology annotation, molecular function: guanyl-nucleotide exchange factor activity. The record is from RefSeq and is a predicted model, not a curated record. The transcript has a single exon. Lineage: Eukaryota; Fungi; Basidiomycota; Exobasidiomycetes; Exobasidiales; Brachybasidiaceae. Bases 274 to 5982 code for a protein of 1902 amino acids. Gene Ontology annotation, biological process: regulation of ARF protein signal transduction.
CGUUUGUCAUGCUCAACCUAAAACAUAUCUCAUUUCCAUUUCAUCACCUCGACACCUAAUCGACAGCAGUUACUACUUUCAAACCUUUGGAGAUCGAAAGAAAGAUUGUGGCAUGCGUAAUCUUUGAAUGGCAACCUCUGCCUAGCAAAAAAACAGAGACAUUCCAUUACCGACUCCAUUUCAAAACAACACAAACAAUGAGCAGUCAAUAAGAUACACAAUUGGAAUAUUGAAGCAUAGAUGGUAUACGCAGGAACGCAAACGAACAACAAGAUGUUCAUGCCAAAUCCUAGGGAAGAAUCGGACGAGGAUCAUCAUUCCGCUGAGCCAAGUCCAUCUUCGUUUACCAGUCCAUUGGACACAUUUGCAGCAAUGACAGCUGCAAUGGUGAUGCAACAACAACAAUUUCAACAGCAACAGCAACAAUAUCUUGCCUCUGCUCAAGAUGAACAGCAAUACAUGACCAACAAUGAAGAAACAAACGAUGCUCCCAGCAAUAUCUCUCGAAAUGGAUCUUCAGCUAGGAUGAAUGCUAUCGCCAAACUCAAACGAGCAGCAUCACAACGGGAAAUGCGAAAUAAAUCGCCAGGUCCUAACCUUGAUGAUCAAUCUUUCAGCACAACUCCAGAACCACAGUUUUUACAUCCGAUGAACGACAUAAAUGGGCCCUAUUCUCAAUCUUCACAUAGUGCAAUUCCAUACGAUUUCAGUGACGCAGGUCAUACGGGAAUAGAUACAUUGCCAGCAGCAAAUGCAAGUUCUGCCGGUCAUUUCACGCCAUCACCCUUGCCAGAUGGACGAAAUCUAUCACCAUUCGGAUUCGAGAGAGCUGCUGGAGCUUCUUCUUCUUUAGGCGUCAAUGGUGUACAAAGGAGCCGUUCGCGGAAUGAAGGUGGUGGAAGAUCUCCAUUGCCAUCGCUUGAGCAGCUUCGGGCCAGAAUUCUACAAGAGAGAGCCGCGGCCGGUUUGGCUCGAAGUGCAAGUACCAGUGCAGCGAGUGCCGCGGCAAGGCAAUAUGCCUUGGACAAAUUGCUCGGAAGUAGUGGUCGUGAAGGUGCGGUAAGUCCAGUAAGUGAUACGGCCGAAGAUCAAGAAGAGGAGGAAAAGAGAAUGUCUGUACACAAAACGGAAAGGAAGAUGAUGCUCAGACGAAGUAGAACAAUUGGCGGACUGAGUGCAGCUGCUGAAGCACAACGAAAAGCAGCAUUCGUUGAAGCGUUGGACAAAGGCAUUCCUGAUGAGAAACGCGACACACGGAGAAGUUCACGCAGGUUUGCACAUGCACCACCAGGUGCGAGCGAAUCAAGAUCCAACUUUGAGCCUGAUGAAGCUUCUUAUCAACAAUUACCGAUCCCAGGUCCAUCACAAGAACGUCAAAUAAUACGAACAGAAAUGUUACGUAAAUUGUCUACCCGCCGCGGUGCUCGAUCGCCUGGGAACGUUUUAGAUGAAAAUUCAAAUGAAACCGAUGAGCAAAUCCGAACGAGGGCAAAUUUAAAUGCAAGUCCUUCAUCAAAAAUGCUGCUUAAUAUGACACCCUCUCCUGCAAAGCCGGCAUCUGCAACUCUUUAUCCCACACCCCCUUCUUCGGCCCCUUUGAAAAGUUGGCGUGGUGCUGGAACUCCUUCUCCUAAUAUGCAAACACGUUUAUUAACGGUACCGCAAAGUGGAAGUGGCUCGCUUGCACGGUCGCCGUCUUCACAUUCAUCGACUGCUGGAAUGCAUGAAGAUGAAAGAAAUAGGGCCAGUGAAAUGGCUCGAUUCUUUGGAGAGGAGGCAUUCGAGUAUGAAAGACUAUUAGAAUUGGGAUAUACGACAGAUGAUGCUUACGAGCGUGUGGCAAGUGCAAGAAGCUAUCGAACGAACAGUGUCAUGGACGCAAGCAGUACCGCAAUGUCACCUCGUUCUGCUCAAGGCGAAUGGGGAGAUAGCAGUACUGCUCAUGCAAUGCCUACAGCACCAUUCUUUGCCUCAUCUGCCAAGGAUGAAGAACGAAAGGGAUUCGACACUCUCGAAGACACUGCUCUGGAGCCAAUUCACCCAGCCACCAAAGAGGAUCAAACAGCCGAUCGUACUGAGGAUGCAGGAUUUGGGGGCGACAACAUUGCCAAUUUACCAGUCAACGUGUCUCCCAUUCAUGCAUCUCAGCCGAACACAAUUACAAUCAGUCAGGAUGAGUGGGUAUCGAAGCACCCAUCAGAAGCGAGUAUUCCACUAGGCUUUGACACGAGUAUGGUCGAUGACAGCAAUUUCAAAUCAAACACAGUGUUUGCUGAUCAUGAUCGAUUCCCCACAAAUGCAUCAAGACCAAGCUUAACAGCAUACCCUGAUAGCGUCGCGAAUGCGUCCAGGACAAGCGAAUCAUCAGAAAAGCGAGAGAGCGAUUCCAACAGCAGAUCAGGACGGAAAAAUAGUCGACCAUCUAUCGCACCGAUCUCCACACCCAAUACAAAGCAAACGAGAACCGAAAGAAUUGAAGACUUACUCACGCCUGGAUUUUUGGCUGAAGUUGGUAAUCCAUUGGACUAUUCAGCUUCUCCUAUUGAUACUCCUGAUCAAGUAAAGAAGGAUCCAUUUGAAAGUGUCUCGCGUGGAGGUGAUGCUGGUGGCGUGAGCGCAGAAGAUAGCAGUAGCAGUGACGACAGCGAACCUGACGAAGGUGCUGAAAAUAGUGCAGAUUAUUUGCAGCACGUUGACAGGAUGACACGCAAAUUGGAAAAGUUCACCAAAAAGUCAAAAAGGUCACAACGUGAUGAUGCAGUUCAACAAUCCAGUGCAGCACAAGUUCGAGCUGCUGCUGAAGACUCCGCUAGGGAAUUGCCUGCAAAGACAGAGCAAAGUCCAGCAGCAAAGCCUUGGAAAAUCGAAAAAGGAUACGAUCAUGUUGCCUACAGAGGGCUCGGAAAAGAUGAAGCGACUUUAACCAGAUCUACAUCAUACAAGGAUAGGAAUGUAGGUGUAAGUCCCAAGGCUGCACCUAAUGCAGCACUAGGUCCCAAGGUAGCACCUCACACAGGUCUUGGACCUCUGAAGAUGCCGGAUCCCAAUCAUGUUUCGCCUUCUCACUAUAUGACCAACGACAAAUUGGCACCUUUCCCUGGCUUAUUGACACAACAGCAAAAGAGUGAUCAUGGUGACGCGAAGCGAAUUCCUUCAGUGAAGAGAAAGCCUUCACCUUUGGUCAAUCCUCCGAAAGGGCCUCUACCUAGACCGCCUACAGCUGAAAAGAUUGAAAAGCCAAACGAGGACUUGACAAACGAAAGCUCAAUUUCUGUUGCAACUAUUGAUGCGAACGAGAUGAACAAUUCAGCUCAGAAAGAGACAUUCUUUUCGACAUUGCGAAGGAAAGCUUCAAAUGCGGCAGCUCGGAAAGGUUCACCAUCUCCUUCUCCAGCUGCCAACAAUGGACAGACGGACAAGGAAGGACGACCUUCAAGUCCUACAAAGAAGUUCACCUCAUUCCUAACGCGAAAGAUUUCUCAAAAGGCGUUCAAUGGAGCUACGUCCCACAAACGUGAUGGAUCGAUAGCGCAAAAGGGGGAAGCAAAGGCAGUCAAUGAACCUUCAGGGGACUCUACGCCCUUUGGCAGCUACAACUCUUCCCCUAACGAGAAAGGCAGCCCAGUCAACCAGAGUAAAUUGAUCUUACAAAAUGAACAAAGCAGCAAGCCAGCAUUGUCGAAUGGAAAGCAUGGUCAUACACCAUCAGCAUCUGCGAUCAAUCCGGCCAUUAGCAGAAUUGGUGGAAUCAGUGCUAAUCAUUCACGUAAUGCAAGUGUUAGUUCAACGAUGACAAAUCAACAAGUUGAUGACCCUACUCUCGUCUUGGAUCCAGGUCAUGCUAUCUCGCCUCCCUUUAUCACUCCGCCAGCUGCUUUGGCACCUGCAACGGCAGCCGUUUUGCAUCGAUACAGUCGCAUGUUGACAGCUCCGAAUGAGUCCUCCAACCUGCCCGACAUUCCAGGCUUGAAUGCAAAGAAUCUCGAUGAUCCUCCUCGUCGGUACAUCAUGUCUGCUCCGAUGUUGCAAGUCGUUACCUCGAGUACAGUCAAAGAUCGAUUCGUAUUCUUAUUCUCCGACUUGAUCUUAUUGGCCAAGCCGAUGCGACCUCCAACGAAAGAGACUGAUGCCAGCGCCCUGCCAACGCUUGCUUGGACUUUCUCAGUAAAGAGUAUUCUACCCUUGAACGAAGUCAAGUUGACUCUACCCAAAUUGGAAAGACGUCAAAAUGCUACACAAACACCUCUCAUGGCCCAGUUUGUUGCUCAAUUCAAGACGAAUCCCAAAGAAGCAUUCAAAAGUGUAAUUUCGCAAACAAGCUUGCCAAAUGAUAUCACAACGAUGGCUAAAUUGCUUCAUCAGACACCAGAAUUGGAUAAAGCAGAAUUGAGCAAGUAUUUAUUCAGCUCCGAUCAAGAGAAUGCUCAAGUGAUGCGUGCUUUUGUCUAUCAAGAAAAGUUUGCAGGUGUUUCGAUCGAGUCUGCUUUGCGUUCGCUUUUGCUUGAAUUACGAUUCCCAUCCAAGCGUGAAGAAUUACAAGAGAUGUUAUCCGUCUUUGCCCGUCAAUGGACGGAAACGAAUCGCGAAUUGAUCAAAAGUACGUUCACGUCCAAAUUGGCUGUUGAAUUGGUGACUGCAAUCAUGACAUUAAAUGAUGCAUUACACUCGCAUGAGGUGCAAACGCCAGGUUAUUAUUCUGAACCAAAUGCCAAAUUGGACAGUGAGGAAUUUAUCAAGAAGUUCCGAGCUGCUGAUCCAGGUCUUGUUCUAUCCGAUAGGACUUUGCUUCGAAUUUACAGCAGCGUCAGUGCUGAUGCCAUCCAACAAGCCAUGCUACCUGAAGGAGAAGAGGGUGAACGUAACGUAGCACGUAUUUUGGCUCCAGGUAUUCCGAUGCGAAUCGUUUAUGGAGUUUGGAGUGAACCGAUCAAAAUUGCAAUCCCUCGCGCUGAUCCUGGCUUGAGUGUGCGUAUUUACGGUCAAGGAUUGCAAUUUUCACCACAAAUCUUAUCAUUUGAGAAUGGUCAUAUUCAAGAAUUCAAAGUGACAAGCAAGAGUUUAGGUGUUCAUUCGAUCAUCUUUGUACGUGCAGGCAAGAAUGCACGCAAUUAUACCUCUACCCCACGUGAGGUUGGAGAAGAUUUCCCAUUACCACGAUCGAUCAAUAUUUCUGUUCAAAGGGCGUUCAUGCAACAUUGCUUUACCGUUACACAUUCAGCAGAGAGGAGGUUUAUGAUGAGCGUGGAAGAUGAUGCGAAACGAAAAGCAUGGUUACGUGGAAUCAAAGAACGUUUAGAUCAUGUUCAACGUCAAAAGAAGAACGUAAAUAAUAACAUGAGUGCCAGUGCUGAUUCUUUGGCAAUGCAUGUUCUCAAGGAAACAUUGAUCAAGCCAGAUGUUCCGGUUAGCAUUUUGCAAAGAAGUGCAAGUACGGCAAGUCCUUUGAAUGGAGGUAUGAGUAACGCAAAGACUCACUUUACUUCAGCUGCUGCUGCAACUACUUUGGGACGUGCUCCUUCUGAUUCGAGAGCAUUGCUUCAUCCUUUGCACGGAAUAGGAUCUGCUGCUCUGGGUAAUCGUGGCUUGGACGGUACAAAAGGUGGUGGUCUUGGAUUGGGAAAUGGAUUCCCUUCAUCUCUAAACAACAAUGUCAGUCGACAAGAAUCAAUUAGUAAACACUAUUAUGGCGCCAAAGGACCAGGACAUUCGGAGAGGGAUCUUUUGGAUCAAACACAAUUGGCACGAUCACCACUUUCUGCUGGCACAACUUCUAGCUCAAGUCCAUCUACUCGUUCAAACGGUCAAGAUUUGGAUAGAAGUGUUUCUGCUUCUACAAAUACGACAGCAACAAGUGUUUCACCAACAAGAACUCCAAUCGAGAGUUUAACGGGAGAAGAAUUAAUCUUGACCGUAAAGCAAAAUUCGCUACUUUCGCUCGUUAUUGCACAUGCUCAAUCCAAUUCAACAGCAAAGAAUAUUUGAGAAGCCUGAUUGAUUGGAUGAUUUUUCCCACAAUUUCUCUACAUUGUAUAAUACAUUCAUAUUUAUGGCACAAACAAAUGACAACAAUGAAAC